GGCGAUAUCCCAGAGAGAGAGCGCAUAACAAACAUGGCGACAGGACGGAACGGAGGAAAAGGGAUCACGCUGAAUCUUAUACUGUUGCUGUGGCCUGGGGUGUGCGCGAGCGCGGCGGAGACCGGAAGCGACAGCCGUAUCCUCGGCAUGCGCUUGGAGAGAAGCGACAAACCCGCGGCGACCACCGACGACGGCAUCGUCCAGGUGACGGAGGAGAGCAACAUCUUGCUCCGGUUGUACGGGUUACACCUCAGUAACGACACCUGGGCGCAGGUGAGGUUCGUGGAGCUCGGAGACCAAAGCGACGGGUUUAACGCGACUUGUGAUGAUUUCACUAAAGACAUCACUGUGAACGUCGGUGUGAACGUCAACAGUCAGGGGACCUCCGGGGUCCUGAGCGUUAAGAUCAAGCUGCUGAGGAAGAGCGAGGCGCAGAGGGAUUACGCGCUGUGCAUCAGGAACGACCAGGACUCCAGGUGGUACCUGCUCGGAGACAACGACGGCAGGAUACGUGUGGUGGAAGAAAAGAAGUCCAUGCUUCCUCUGUGGCUUCAGGUGAUCCUGAUCUGCUUCCUUCUGGUGCUGUCUGGUAUGUUCAGUGGUCUAAACCUGGGGCUUAUGGCACUGGAUCCUAUGGAGCUGCGCAUCGUUCAGAACUGUGGCACGGACAAGGAGAAGAAGUAUGCGAGGAAGAUCGAGCCCAUAAGAAGGGAAGGGAACUACCUGUUGUGUUCGCUCCUGCUUGGGAACGUGUUGGUCAAUACGACUCUCACCAUCCUUCUGGAUGAUCUCAUAGGAUCAGGUAUCGGCGCUAUAGUGGCUUCUACUAUAGGGAUUGUCAUUUUUGGUGAGAUCGUUCCUCAAGCUCUGUGUUCUCGUCACGGUUUGGCCGUCGGUGCGAACACCAUCCUAGUCACCAAAUUCUUCAUGCUGGUCACCUUCCCGCUGUCGUAUCCUGUCAGCAAGCUCCUGGACUGCAUUUUAGGUCAGGAGAUCGGCACCGUGUACAACCGAGAGAAGCUCGUGGAGAUGUUGAGGGUCACCGAGCCGUAUAACGACCUGGUCAAAGAGGAGCUGAAUAUGAUCCAAGGUGCGCUUGAGCUCAGGACCAAAACGGUCGAGGACGUCAUGACGCCGCUUUCUGACUGUUUCAUGAUUCACAGCGAUGCCGUGUUAGACUUCAACACCAUGUCUGAGAUCAUGGAGAGUGGAUACACACGCAUUCCUGUCUACGAGGAGGAGCGCACUAAUAUCGUAGACAUCCUGUUCGUGAAGGAUUUAGCCUUCGUGGAUCCGGAUGACUGCACCACUCUGAAGACCAUCACUAAGUUUUAUAACCAUCCCGUCCAUUUCGUGUUCCAUGACACCAAACUGGAUUCCAUGCUGGAGGAAUUUAAAAAAGGUAAGUCUCACUUGGCCAUUGUCCAGAAGGUGAACAAUGAAGGUGAGGGCGAUCCGUUCUACGAGGUGCUGGGAUUGGUGACAUUAGAGGACGUCAUCGAAGAGAUCAUCAAAUCUGAGAUUCUGGAUGAGUCUGACCUUUACACUGACAAUCGGACGAGAAAAAAGGUGGCGCCCAAUAAAAACAAGCGUGACUUCUCCGCCUUUAAGCACGAGAGCGAAUCCAAAGUUAAAAUCUCUCCUCAGCUAUUAUUGGCUGCCCACCGAUUCCUUUCCACAGAAGCGAAUUUAUUCAACCAGUCUCAGAUCUCUGAGAAGGUCCUGUUGAGGAUCUUAAGGCACCCCGACGUCAUUCAGGAGAUCAAAUUCAAUGAGAACGACAAGCGAUCGCCUCAUCAUUACCUCUACCAGCGUGGCAAAGCCGUCGAUUACUUUAUCCUCAUACUGCAGGGUCGUGUGGAGGUGGAGGCUGGUAAUGAGAAUAUGAAGUUUGAGACAGGGCCUUUCUCCUACUACGGUGUCAUGGCACUUAAUGCUACAUUAGAGUUCCGUUCACCGUCUCGCAUCAGCGGACUAAACCGUUCGUCAUCUCUUAACUGCACGGAUCGCUCAGAGUCGCAGUCCAUCAGUGGUAGCAACACACAGCUGAACAGCUCCCCAGCCGCACAUUACGUCCCCGACUUCAACGUUCGUGCGCUGACUGACCUACAGAUAGUCAAGAUCACUCGGUCGCAGUACCAGAACGGUCUGAUGGCAUCUCAGUUGGACAAUUCUCCCCAGUCUCCAGACAGCGGACAGAUGCGUGUGGAGAACAACAGCACGGUGUCUCAGUCUCCAUCUGACAACACGCUCACACUCCCUAUGACAGACACGCCACCAGACGAGCACACGUCACUCCUAAACGAGCAGAACUCCCUGUCUACUCGGCAGACCAUUAACAGCACACAGAGCGAGAUCUGAUUCUCAUGCACAACUUUCCAACAGCAUGCUAGAGACCACCAUCCAAUACACUACUUUACACACACACACAAACACACUUUCCAGCCUGAACAAUGAAACUUGCAGACGUCUGAAUUACUGACACAUACACCCAUAUAAUCUAUUUAACUUUCUGAUAUUCUUCAGUUGUACAAAUUUAAAGCUGCCAAAAUGAAGGGCAAUUGGAUGGAGAAAAAACUGGAUGGAGAAAAAACUCUGUGAUUGCACUGAGAAGUUAAGUCUGGAUGAUGGACUGAGUUGUUUUUUGAGCAAACAAUGCAUCUGGGCAUUUUAAAGACUGAAAUUUUUUAUAGAAUGAAUAUUUGUUUAGAAAGCCAAUGUUUAAUUUUCUGGUGUUCAGAGGAAGAGUGGGGCAGUUCGUGAGGAAAGCUGAAACCUAUGUGAAAUAAGUGGUCCAGUAAGACUACAGAUUACAGGAAUAUUCCAGCGUUUUUCAGAUUAAUCUCUAUCCACUGCAUGUGUAGUGUAUGAGCGAGGAGCACAGAUAAGAAUUUUAAUGCAAGGAGAAUUUAUCUUGGAAAAAACUGUAUUUAUAUAAAGGAAGUGCAAUUGUCAGAAUGUUGAAGAACAACUAUACAGUAUAACGCAUUUUUGAUGACAGUUGUAAAUUAAGCACAUUGGAUUGUAGUUUAAUAUCAUAAGUCAACGGUUUUUCUGUGAAUUCUUUUAAAUAGUACCAGGAAAUUAGUCCAAAUUCUUGACUGUAGUAAUCUCGGCUGUGCUACAAAUGUGAUCAGAGGAGAUUUAUUUGAAAACGCUGAGGCAGUUACUUUUUUAGAUACAUGUGUGUAUUCAUGUUCAUGCUCAACUGUUUUAAAGAAUCUUCAUCUUUAAUCCUAAUCGCACCAAAAUCCAAGAUGUAUCUCAGGGAGACAAUAAGCACCACAUCUAUAAAUCUAUAUGUUAAACAAUUCUCUGUUUUUCAUUAUACAGUAUAAAAUAGAAUAAGUGACCAAAAAAAGAGAAACUUAAGCAUGUUGAAGUUUCAUCUUGUAUCGAGUCCCCGUAUUUGCCUACUGUAAGUGAACUUUCUAAUGUUUUUUGACCAUCUGUUCAUAUUUAAAGUGAAUCACUGUACAAGCAGUGAGUCUAACUGUUGACUUUCCAGUGUCUGUGGAAAAUGCAUAAAUAAGCUUUAAGAAUUGAACUUGAAGAUAACCCAAAAGACACACACACACACACACACACACCCUUAUAUACUGUAUUUAUUUGACGUAUAAUUUCAAACUGUAUAUUUUCUUGUGAAAAUGUCAUUUUUUUUCUUUGUCUUUAUUUUAAUUUUUUUAAAUGUGUUUUAUCGUUCUUGCCUUGAAGAUAUAAUUCAGAUCAACAGCAUGUCUCGGUACUGAAGCAUCACAUCGUAUCACAUUUCUGGUCCAAUUAAAAGACAAUCCGUUGUUGCAUCCAAACCAAAAAGAUCUUUAUUUAUACAAAAUUAACUCAGAGUCCUGGAAAUAAUGAUAUGUUUUGUUUUUUUUUUUCUUGCUCUAGCCUUUUAUUUUUUUGGUUUUGUUUUCACUGUGAGGGUUUUAUUUUGCUUUAUACCAAAUCUGGAAAAACUCACCCUAAACAGCCUGUAUGCAGGACAACAGUCUUAGCCAAAUAAAUACCAGAAAACUGA
Molecule: messenger RNA, 4021 nt
Organism: Tachysurus fulvidraco (yellow catfish)
Lineage: Eukaryota; Metazoa; Chordata; Actinopteri; Siluriformes; Bagridae
Gene: cnnm4b
Product: metal transporter CNNM4
Exons: 7
Coding region: 34-2361 (775 amino acids)
Biological process (GO): magnesium ion transport; magnesium ion homeostasis
Cellular component (GO): plasma membrane
Molecular function (GO): magnesium ion transmembrane transporter activity; sodium ion transmembrane transporter activity
Source: RefSeq, a predicted model, not a curated record